Stegodyphus dumicola is the source of this 1840-nucleotide messenger RNA. It is a transcript of the gene phtf, whose product is annotated as putative homeodomain transcription factor. Gene Ontology annotation, cellular component: endoplasmic reticulum. The record is from RefSeq and is a predicted model, not a curated record. Lineage: Eukaryota; Metazoa; Arthropoda; Arachnida; Araneae; Eresidae.
AAAAAAGUGUAUCCGCCACGUAAUGAAGAUUCUGAAGAAGAUUAGGUUGGUGCUUUUGAAUUGGUUUUUCACUAUUUAUACAUAACGGGGUUUUGAACUCAGUUUGAAAACAUGUCUUUGUUAACUUCUGCACUUAAUUGGUACCAUGAAAAGAUCGGUGCCUACGAUAAACAACUAUGGGAAAAAUCUGUUGAUCAGCGAAUUUUGAGGGGUGUUUCAGCUGUCCCAAAGAAAACUGCUCGUAUUAAAACUGAGCUAAUAGAUGUUGAUCUUGUACAAGGUUCUGCUUUUGCAAAAGCAAAGCCUCAACAUAGCUGGAUUGCUGCUACAGUAUCUGGCAUCAGACGUGUUUUUCUACUCCCAUUUUUUUACAAUUGGUGGCAACAGCAAACAAAUACUCUGGUCACAUGCAUGCUUAUCCUUUUAUAUAGUUUAAAAAUUGCAGCUAUUUAUUUAUAUUUUUCUGCUGAUGAUGAUGAAUUUCCAGAUGUACCUGUAUCUGAAAUUCUAACGCCCACAGCAAUGAUGUUCAUGUUGGGCAUUAUUCAUUCACAGAUUGUAGCUACUUUUUGUAGCAAAAAGGCACCUAAACCUAUAACUCGAACAAAAAGGCGAAAGCUGAAGUCUAAACGUAUGAAAAGGCGUUCUGAUUACGAUGGAGAAUCAAAGUCGUCUCCUGAUUCUGCAUCAGAAGACAAGAUACAGAACUUCAGGGAUCGCCAUCCUAACCAAAUGGUCCAGGAGAGUUGCGAUGAGCUUUAUAUUCCUUCUUUUCAAUCAGUGCAAAGUGAUCCUGAAAAGCCCGAUUCAAAGUGCCAAACAUGUGAUUGUAAAAGAUCAUCUAGAAGUGGUCAGCAACUUCGUUUUACCUUUGAAAGUAUUUCAAAGCCAAGCUGCUCAAAUGAAGAAAGUGGUCUUGAUGAUCCAGAUUUUAUACAGCCAUCUGUAGGAUAUAUUGGGAAUUGCACAAAAGACUGUAAAGAUAUUGAGAUACAUAAUUCUCAGGAGACUGUAAUUUCAAAUAGAACAGCAUUUUUAAACAGAAGUAUUUCAAAUGAAGAAAGUUGUGUCAGUCAAAAUUCUAAAGAUUCAGCUUUCUCCGAAUCAGCAAAAUGUGAUUGUCAAAUGGAUAAUCCCAUUGAUUAUGUUCCCUCAUUUCUGAAUGUGUCUGAAGCAACAAGUUCAGAAUAUAAUUUAGGUGAUAAAAAUAUGCCCUUUAGAAAGCUCAAUUCUGUUCUUAACUCAUAUUGCAGUGAAGCCAAUCAUAAUUUCAGCUCAGAUGAAGACCUUUUUAUUGCCAAAAAAUCAUCCUAUGCUACAGAACGGUGGAUGAAAAAUAGCAAUCAUAUUGCAAAAACAUGUUCUAAAAAGUACUCUAUAAAACGAGACAGAUUCACUUAUAGAAGGUAUUCAGAUGUUGAACCUCAUUAUAGGAAUAAUAGCUAUUUAGAAAAUCAUAGGCAUUCUUUUGAUAGUGUUAUAGAAAACAAGAAUGCACACUGUACAAAUUUUUUAUCUUCUACAAGUUUACUGUCAGACAACCAAAAUAUAUCUCAAACUUGUGAUAAUUCAUGUGAUAGAAGUGGAGCAUAUAGGAGGAAUUUUCCACGUGAAAUCAAAAUGCCAAUAAAUAUUAAAAAAAUAUCCAGCUCUGGUGAAUCAUGUGCUGAUACUACUACUCCUAAUACACCAAAGCCCCAAACUUCUGAUUUGGAAUGGCCUUUGAUAACUGAUUGUCAGAGUGAUUGCACAGACUAUUCAUCACAGUGUUCUGAUAGUAAUGGAAGUGACAUCUCUCCUUCAGAGAAUCCUUUUGCAUGGGAGAUAAGAGAAGUAAGAU